AUGGUCGUGGAUGCCAAUGUGUCUAUCGGCGGGGUGUCAUUUACCCAGUUCGUCUUGAACAGCCUUCCUGGUCACGAAAAUGUGCAAGCAAAGACGGUCAUGUCAAAUGGUGGGCAAAAUAAGUCUUCCAGCGUGGUUUCGGAAGAUCUGUAUGCCCUUCCAGAAAAUGCUUUGCAGGUUCUGGAUCGAUAUUUCGAAUGUCGCAAUAUUCUCACACCGAUGUUCCAUGUGCCCAGCGCACGCCCAGCUUUCCAAGCAGCCAUAUGCUGUCCCCUACGAGAUAGACAUAAGCAUCGGCUGGAAUAUGUUCUAUUGAAUAUGGUUCUCGCUCUUUGCACGUCACACUGGCUGGUCGAUGUGGACGCCAAUCCCCGAACGGCACGGCAACAUUAUGAUACUGCGAUGGCGCUAUUGCAGCCUACAAUCCUACGAGAUUGGACAUUACAACAUGUCCAGGCCCUCCUUUUGGGCGCUCGCUAUCUUCAAGGCACCAGCUGCGGGGAUGAAUGCUGGAAUGUCUUGGGCCUCGCAAUUCGCAUUGCCUAUGGACUACGGCUGCACCAAGAGCCGCCUGAGACUGACGCGCCCCCACUACGGGAAACAAAACGAAGAGUUUGGUAUGCGGCCUAUACGCUCGACAUGCAUUGGAGCAUGGUGUAUCAACGUCCACCUGCAACCCGAUCUUCCGACUUCUCCAUCUCCAUGCUCGAGGAUCUGGAUGACGACUGCAUCCAAAGCGAUAGAAUUCUCUACCCGAGCCCUCGACGGCCAUCCUCCAUGUCGUUUUUUAUCGAGGUCGUCAAGCUCUACCAAAUUGUCGAGAAAGUCCUCGCACGACUAUCUGAGAGCCAGGGUGGCAAUCGAGAGACCGCAGAACUAGCAAUGGGAUUCGACGAAGAAUGGCAAAGAUGGUACCGGGAGCGACCCGCAAACUUGAUGCUUGAUGAAACAGCUGCAAAAGAACCACCCUGGAUCUUAGCCUUGCGCGGAAACAUGGUUCGAAUCUUGAUUCAUCGGCAAUCACUGAAAAUCAAGGCUGAGAAUUCGACAACAUGCAACGACUCUGUAGUCACUCAUAUUCUUCAAUUCAGCCAGAAGAUCUGUGUCAAAGCGGCCAUGGAGUCAAUUGAUAUUGUGGCACUGAGACAUGCACAAACCAAGAGAACAUCGGGGUUGGACUUUUUCAAUAUUUAUUAUCUAUUCAAUGCUGUGAUUGUUCUAGUAUCUCAUAUCGUGGAUCCUCAAAAUGCCCACGAUCGCACAGCACUGGACAAAGUGGAUGAAGCCCUCCAUAUGAUCAAUGCCAUGUCGAGUAACCACUCGUUUGCACAAUGGGCCUAUUCAUUUCUCCAACAGCUGCUUGGGUAUUUGCACCAGAGUACGGGGGCCCAGCAGCCGCAACCAAUGACUAUACCUCAAAGCAGUAUUCCCCUGCGCCAAAGCACAGGCUCAAUGGCAUCGCAGACAGCUGUUAACAGAGGCUCCGAGGAACUCCAAGACCUGCACGCCUUAUUUGGCCUGGCACAAGAUCUCACGGUGGAUCUGGAAACCCAGUUUGGAAUCCUUGAUCCGGGAAUUUCCGAAUCCUUUUGGGCGUUCGAUGACGAGACUUCAUUCAGUAGCGUUGCGGGGAGGAGUUGA
Molecule: messenger RNA, 1641 nt
Organism: Penicillium canariense
Lineage: Eukaryota; Fungi; Ascomycota; Eurotiomycetes; Eurotiales; Aspergillaceae
Product: fungal specific transcription factor domain-containing protein
Exons: 2
Coding region: 1-1641 (546 amino acids)
Biological process (GO): positive regulation of transcription from RNA polymerase II promoter by galactose; DNA-templated transcription
Cellular component (GO): nucleus
Molecular function (GO): RNA polymerase II cis-regulatory region sequence-specific DNA binding; zinc ion binding; DNA-binding transcription factor activity, RNA polymerase II-specific
Source: RefSeq, a predicted model, not a curated record